GAUUUGUUAGGCUGUCUCAAAGUCUUCACUCCUCCGGUGGUCCUUUUAAUAAAUACAAUAAUUGACAAGAGAACAUUAUUAUGUUAUUUGUUCACCAAGUGCCCAUCACUCACGAGCAUCCAGUGUUGCAGCCAUGGCGUCCAAUGACCAUGAUCAUCAUCAUCACCAUGAUCAUCAUCAUCAUCACAACGACCAGCAUGAAGAAGUGGCAUCAUGCGUUGGGCCUGAUGGGAAGGUGUAUCAUUCACAUGAUGGGUUAGCCCCACAUUCACAUGAGCCCAUCUACUCUCCUGGUUAUUUCACCACAAGAGCACCCCCUCUUGAUACCAGAGAUUUCAAGGAAAGAGCUUUCACUGUAGGUAUUGGGGGCCCUGUAGGCACUGGGAAAACAGCUUUGAUGCUGACUCUCUGUCAAUAUCUGCGUGACAAGUAUAGUCUUGCAGCGGUGACAAAUGAUAUAUUUACAAAAGAGGAUGGGGAGUUUCUGGUGAAGCAUGGUGCACUUCCACCUGAAAGAAUUCGUGCUGUAGAGACUGGGGGCUGCCCACAUGCUGCAAUCCGAGAAGAUAUCAGCAUAAACUUAGGACCGCUUGAGGAACUCUCCAACUUAUACAAGGCUGACUUGCUUCUUUGCGAAUCUGGAGGAGAUAAUUUAGCAGCAAACUUCAGCCGGGAGUUGGCCGAUUACAUCAUCUACAUAAUUGAUGUCUCCGGUGGUGAUAAGAUACCUCGGAAAGGUGGCCCAGGAAUAACCCAAGCAGAUCUCCUCGUUAUAAACAAGACUGAUCUUGCAGUAGCAGUUGGAGCAGAUCUGGCAGUUAUGGAAAGGGAUUCACUUCAGAUGCGAGAUGGAGGGCCUUUUGUCUUUGCUCAGGUGAAACAUGGAGUUGGAAUAGAGGAAAUCGUGCAUCAUGUCUUACAAGCUUGGGAGAAGGCCACUGGACAAAAGCGGCGUUGACCUGUCAAAGAGACAUGACCCGACUGACCCGCCACGAACGUAAUUGCCGGAUUGAAGCUCCAAAACUCCGGACUAUUUGACGUAGCCAUAUUCAACUAUGCCGGACUACUUCAGUGUAUUCGUCGGAGUGCCUGUGUUUCCAGGAAGCAUAUCGUCGGGGUGAUGCGGUGAAUCGCUGGACUGCAAAAUUUUCAGGGAGGAAACUGCCAGUUCGAUGUUCUUCACAUGCUAGAGCGCUUUUCACAAGUGCAAGAGUUAUUAUUUUACAGUGAACUACCCGGCGGCACGAGUUCACUAAAUGUCAGAGUGCAUUCUAAUGGUGUCGGAGUGCAUUUUACAAGUGCCGGAGUGAAUUCUAAAGAUGCCGGAAUGCAUUUUACAUGUGUCGGACUGCCUAUUUAAUAGUGCACUAUUCUCCGGAGUGCAUUCCAUACGAGCUGGAGUGUAAAAUUGGUAGGUUAAAAAGGGAAGGGCAAACUUAUCU
Molecule: messenger RNA, 1442 nt
Organism: Amborella trichopoda
Lineage: Eukaryota; Viridiplantae; Streptophyta; Magnoliopsida; Amborellales; Amborellaceae
Gene: UREG
Product: urease accessory protein G
Biological process (GO): urea catabolic process
Molecular function (GO): nickel cation binding; GTPase activity
Source: RefSeq, a predicted model, not a curated record